Aspergillus uvarum CBS 121591 is the source of this 846-nucleotide messenger RNA. RefSeq lists its product as uncharacterized. The transcript has 4 exons. NCBI's taxonomy places the organism in Eukaryota, Fungi, Ascomycota, Eurotiomycetes, Eurotiales, Aspergillaceae. The coding region runs from base 1 to 846 and encodes 281 amino acids. The record is from RefSeq and is a predicted model, not a curated record. Gene Ontology annotation, cellular component: membrane.
AUGCCCAUCAAACUCAGUUCCGUCUUCGCCAUCCACAUCCUCGUCGCCCUCCUCGCGAUCCUCUCCCUUAUCCUCGCAAUCCUCGCCUGGACCCGCACAAAAACCCUCUCCCUGCCCCUCCCCCCCAUCCUCCCCAUCCUCACCACCCUCCUGGUCCCCUACACCCUAGCAACCCUAACCGCAACGACCUUGCUCAAACGCACCGCCUCCCCGAAAUCCACCCUCCUCCUCCCAAUCCUCAAUACCCUGCACACCCUUCUAAGCACCAUCCUCCUCACCCUCACCCUACAUCACCUAAAUACCACCGAAGGAAUAAAAACAUGCACCCUCGACCAAACCUGGCAAGGGUAUUUCCACGCCCGCGACGCGGGAACCAUCCGCCGAAUCCAGGAUACCCUGCAGUGCUGCGGGCUGCGCAGCGUACGGGACCGCGCGUGGCCGUUCAAGGAUAAGGCUCAUGGCGAUGAUGCGUGUGUGUUGCAGUUGGGGUAUACCCGGUCUUGUGCGGGGGUGUGGCGCGGGGAGGAGGUGCAGGCACUGUGGUUGUUGGUGGUGGUUGUGGGGGUUUGUGGGGGUUUGAGGAUUGCGUUUUGGUUCCUACGCGUGCGAGGGGUCGGGGUUCGGUGGGUUGAUAAGGAUGAUACUGAUACUGAGGGUGUGGGUGUCCGGCGGAGACGCGAGGAGUAUCAGCGGAUUUUGGAUCGGGAGGUUGAGGAGGGGGCCAGUGUUGGGGGUUAUGAGGUGGAGGAUGCAGGGGAGGAGGAUGAUGGGAGGGAUCCUGCUGCGGCUGGGGCAGGUAGGCUGUUGCCGCAUUCAGAGUCGGGGUAUGAGUGGGGACAGCGUUGA